This is a messenger RNA of Peronospora matthiolae, 2736 nucleotides long. The record is from the annotation of a GenBank genome assembly. Lineage: Eukaryota; Oomycota; Peronosporomycetes; Peronosporales; Peronosporaceae.
AUGGCGACGAUCGCUCGGCCGCUCUCCUUCUCUAUAGCCACAGCGUUCCACCGUCCACCACACGCACUCGCUAGUCCCCAUCUAUGGCGCUAUGCGUCUGCACGUCGUGGUUGCGAUUGUCUUAGCGCUUUGUUCUCGACCGACAGUCGCGAUCGAGAUGACGGGUCGAGUCAAGACGAUGAUGAUGACGUCAACACAACGAAUAAGAACCAGGACGUGGAAGUCGUCCAGACUACUGAGCUGGUUACGGUAGGGGAAGGGGAAAACGCCCCAGUGUACCCUCAUGUGCUGGCUCUACCAGCGCGUCGGCCCUUUUUUCCAGGAGUUGUCUUACCCAUGACGAUUACUAAUCCAGAGGUUACCCGUGCACUUUUGGCGCUCAAAGAGAGUGGACAGAAGUAUGUUGGCGUGUUUUUGAAGCGAUCGAGUGGAGAUCUAUUGAAAGACAGUGGAGGGGACGACCUCGUUCGACAUUUGAGUGAACUGCACCAUAUUGGGAGCUUUGCACGCAUUGACAACUUACUGCCAUUUGAUACGAACUCGGUGCAAGUGUUAAUGGUGUCCCAACGCCGGAUUGCAAUUGAUAGCAUUCGGGACGAAGGACCUCCUGUUCGAGUGAAUAUUAGUAAUUUGGACAAUCCGCCGUUCGACCCGAAGAGUAAAUUGGUUCGAGCGUACUCGAACGAGAUUGUUGCCACGUUGAGGGAGAUUGUCAAGAUGAACCCGCUGUUCAAGGACCACAUGCAGUACUUUUCGCAACGGAUUGAUAUCCAUAAUCCGUACAAGCUGGCAGACUUUGCCGCUUCGGUGACAUCGGCGGAUGGCGACGAGUUGCAGCAGGUGAUGGAUGAACUGUCAUGUGAAGCCCGGUUGAAAAAGGCGCUGGAGCUCAUCACGAAAGAAUUAGAGUUGAGUAAAGUGCAACAGACGAUCAAGGAACAGGUGGAAGAAAAAGUGUCAAAGAAUCAACGCAAUUAUUUGUUAAUGGAACAGCUGAAGGCUAUUAAGAAGGAACUUGGUAUGGAGAAGGAUGACAAGGAUGCAAUGAUCACAAAGUAUCGUGAACGUCUUGCUGAAUUCGCACCGGGUAGUAUUCCAGAUAAUGUUAAUGAAGUGGUAGAAGACGAGCUGAACAAGAUGUCAAUGUUGGAAAAGAACUCUUCAGAGUUUAAUGUCACACGCAAUUAUUUGGACUGGCUGACACAAUUGCCGUGGGGCAAGGCGACGGAAGAGAAUUUUGAUCUGACCAAGGCCAAGCAAAUCUUGGAUGAAGACCACUAUGGGCUGAAAGAUAUUAAGGAACGAAUUUUGGAGUUUAUUGCGGUAUCCAAAUUAAAAGGUGAUGUCCAGGGCAAAAUAAUUUGCUUCGUUGGUCCUCCUGGUGUGGGCAAGACGAGCAUUGGCAAGUCCAUCGCUCGAUCGCUGAACCGCGAGUUUUUCCGUUUCUCGGUUGGUGGUCUCAGUGACGUUGCUGAAAUCAAAGGUCACCGUCGUACGUACGUUGGUGCAAUGCCGGGUAAAGUCAUUCAGUGCUUGAAAUCUACUCAGAGCUCUAACCCGUUGAUCUUGAUCGAUGAGAUUGACAAGCUAGGGCGCGGCUAUCAAGGUGACCCUGCGUCAGCUUUACUAGAGCUUCUGGAUCCUUCGCAGAACAGCGGCUUUGUCGACCAUUACAUGGAUGUGCCUGUUGAUUUAUCUCGCGUUCUGUUCAUCUGUACCGCUAAUGUUACUGACACUAUUCCGGGUCCCUUGCUGGAUCGAAUGGAGGUCUUGCGUUUGUCGGGCUACGACUCGCCGGAGAAACUAGCAAUUGCUAAGGGAUACCUUGUGCCCAAGGCCCUCGAGAAAUCGGGUUUGCAGAAGUCCGAGACAAUGCCGGAGCCGCUGGGUUUGACAGACGAUGCUAUUUUGAUGCUAGUCAAGCAGUACUGUCGCGAGAAUGGUGUCCGAAAUCUAGAGAAACAUGUUGAGAAGAUUUUCCGCAAGGUUGCCCUUGAGGUUGUUAGAGACAUUGAGAGCACCAAGGCUGCUGACAUUCAAGAGGGUGGUGAACCGACUUCUGCGGCGGAGGAGCAUAGAGAAGAAGUGUCGGAAGACAAGGACCGCUUCUUGAUCACACCUGAGAAACUGUCACAAUACGUUGGCAAGCCCAUCUUCACGUCUGAUCGCAUGUUUGACAAACAGUUCCCGGGUGUUGUGAUGGGUCUUGCCUGGACAGCCAUGGGCGGAGCUUCUCUCUACAUCGAGACCACGACGGUACAUGCAAAAAGCGAGCGCUCUGGUCUGAUCACAACGGGCCAGAUGGGAUCUGUAAUGGAGGAGAGUACAAAAAUUGCACACACGUUUGCACGCAGCCAGAUGCGCGUAAUUGAGGAGGAGAACAAGUUUUUUGAAGAGAAUGAAGUGCACUUGCACGUUCCGGAGGGAGCAACACCUAAGGACGGACCGUCUGCUGGUUGUACUAUGGUGACGGCGUUACUGUCUUUAGCUAUGAACAAGACCGUGAAGCCUGAUCUUGCUAUGACAGGAGAGCUGUCGCUUGUGGGCAAAGUUUUGCCAGUGGGUGGCAUCAAGGAGAAGACUAUUGCUGCGAAGCGAUCAGGCGUAAAAACGCUCAUUUUGCCACUUGACAACAAGCGUGACUUUGACGAGCUUGAAGAGUACUUGCGGAAGGAUCUCGUUGUGCAUUUUGCCGAUUAUUACGACGACGUGUACAAGGCUGCUUUUGAGCAGUAG